Conger conger (European conger) is the source of this 2107-nucleotide messenger RNA. Its product is annotated as retinol dehydrogenase 8-like. The coding region runs from base 351 to 1178 and encodes 275 amino acids. Gene Ontology annotation, molecular function: estradiol 17-beta-dehydrogenase [NAD(P)+] activity. The transcript has 6 exons. Gene Ontology annotation, biological process: estrogen biosynthetic process. NCBI's taxonomy places the organism in Eukaryota, Metazoa, Chordata, Actinopteri, Anguilliformes, Congridae. The record is from RefSeq and is a predicted model, not a curated record. Gene Ontology annotation, cellular component: cytoplasm.
GAGUGCACGGGUUUGCAGUUACGCACAGAGUGCGCACGGAGCGCCAGUGUUUCUGCAAUAACUAGACUGAUUCUCUCUAACAUGUGACUGUAUUAGUUGCUCACAUGGCAGCUUCAGUGCAUGAUCCGCUUUAGUUUUAAAGCCCGGUGGUCAAACUUCCCUGGUCACAACACCGCAGCUGAGACGGACUCGGCCAGACGAGCCAUGGCGAGCGAAGGACAGAAAGUGGUGCUGAUCACCGGUUGCUCCUCCGGAAUUGGUUUACGGAUUGCUGUUGUGCUGGCUAAGGAUGAAAAGAAGCGAUAUUAUGGAGGUCUGGGUUUUGGCGUGUCUUCCCAGUGAUUGCAACCAUGCGAGACCUGAAGAAGAAGGACAAGCUGCUGGAGGCCGCUGGCGACACCUACGGGAAGACCCUGACACUGCAGCCACUGGACGUGUGUGACGAUGAGUCCGUCAAACAGUGCGUCAGCAGCGUGAAGGACCGCCGCGUGGACGUGCUCAUUAAUAACGCAGGGAUAGGACUGUUGGGUCCGGUUGAGAGUAUCAGCAUGGAGGAUAUGAAGAAGGUGUUUGAGACAAACUUCUUCGGUGCUGUGCGCAUGAUCAAGGAAGUCAUGCCCGACAUGAAGAAGAGGCGGGCCGGCCACAUCAUUGUUAUGAGCAGUGUGAUGGGCCUGCAGGGGGUGGUGUUUAAUGAUGUCUACACUGCCUCCAAGUUUGCUAUGGAAGGUUUCUGUGAGAGUCUGGCAGUGCAGCUGCUCAAGUUCAAUGUUACUGUCUCUAUGAUCGAGCCAGGCCCUGUGCACACAGAAUUUGAGGUGAAGAUGAUGGAGGAUGUGGCAAAGAUGGAGUAUCCAGGUGCAGAUGCUGACACUGUGCGCUAUUUUAAAGAUGUCUACCUGCCGUCCGCCACUGACAUCUUCCAGGCCAUGGGCCAGACUGCAGAGGACAUCGCCAGGUGCACCAAGAAGGUGAUGGAGUCCAGCCGGCCGCGCUUCCGUAACCUGACCAACUCUCUGUACACGCCCAUUGUAGCCCUGAAGUACGCAGACGAGACGGGCGGGCUGUCGGUGCACACCUUCUACAACCUGCUGUUCAACAUGGGGCCCCUGAUGCACAUCACCAUGAACAUCCUCAAGUGCCUGACCUGCCGCUGCUUCCGCAGCCGCACCGUCUGACCGACCGACCGACCGACCCCGUCACGCAGCCCCACACAGACACACGCACUUAGGCUCUUUAAACGCUUCGCCGGGCUGCCCCGGGUAUGGACAGCCUCGCCGGCAACUAGUUCCUGAAUUUAUGUUGCGGAAAUUGUGAACGGGAAGAUAAAUGAGUAAAUAAAUAAUGAUAGUAGUAAACGAGGGUCUGGGAGAAACGGCACGAGCAUGGGCGCUAGCGGUCAGUCGCGCUGUAGCAGAGAGAUUAGGAGCCGGUCAUAUGGUAACGGAGAGGGGUCAGAUACAGUGUACGAGAGAGAGAGAGAGAGAUCGGUCUGAAGGUAUGAGAGAGGUCAGGCUCACUGUAGGAAAGCGAGCGCUUGGUCACACUGUAGGAGAGGGAUCAGCCGUGCAUUUGGAAAGAAACAAAAUUGUCAAAAUUGUCAAAAUUGUAAUUCUUGGGACAGAUAAUGGUUGAAUACUCUGUAGGAGAGCACUGUAUCACACAGACACUCUCUCACAUGUAACAUUAUGGGCCAGGUUCACAGACACAGAUUAAGUUUAGUCCUGGACUAAAAUGAGUUUUCUAUGGAGAAUAUCCAUUAAACAUUUAAUUUACUCUCGGAAUAGGCUUAAUCUGUGUCUAAGAAACUGGCCCCAUAUGCUGCAUUGACUGCAAAACCACACACCAUCACAGCACAGAAAUAAACAGUGUAGAACUCACACCCUGUUUGAAAUGUGGGCAGGUUUUCCCAAGCUUUCUUGAGAGAUGGAAAAAUCACUUCUGUUUCCUAGUCAAUUCAUGCUUAAAAGUGUUGUUUUAUGUAUCCUUCAUUUUAAGCAAAAAUUGUUGCUUUUAAAAUAACAAUAAUUAUUAUUAUUCAUUUUAUUAUUGAAGAAAAUAUAUUGAUUCUGUUUGGACAUUAAAGAGUCCCUUGAUUUAAUUGCUG